Molecule: messenger RNA, 1671 nt
Organism: Aureobasidium vineae
Lineage: Eukaryota; Fungi; Ascomycota; Dothideomycetes; Dothideales; Saccotheciaceae
Source: the annotation of a GenBank genome assembly
AUGUCUUCGCGGCCGUCGUCCAGCACAUCCAAGGAUAUGCCCUCGGCCUCGGCUCCAGGCACAGCUCUGCGACGAUCUUUUACCCUCCCUUCGAGACUGGCCAACCCGAAGACGAUUCAACAACAGGUCGAGAUUGGUUCCGCCGAUGGCAUCGAGACGCUGUUUGUCCACCCCUCGGCCAAGAUUGUAUCCUUCAGUACAGCAUCAUCUCUGAGAUCGCGACCCAGCUCAAGAUCGAGCAUUGCCAGCUACGAUGGAGAAGGAGAUGCCUCCACGUCCCUGCUGUGGACCUCACCCACCGAGCGGACCAUGGCUGCAGAAAUCUACCGCGUACCUGGAUCCGUCGCCUUUCUACAUUCUGGCAGCUUGCUACACGCCAUCCUCCCGCGUUCGCAAUGUUGGUGUGUCGACGGCGUCUCCAAGUUCGCCAUGCGCGUCUUGCCCAACACCUACUACCGCAUCGAAUUACCCGGAACCACUCAAGAAGACCUGGAACAUGUUGAGCAGCUCAAGAAGACACUAGCUAAAGUCUUGUACUACGAGAAAACAGCUUGUCCUUUUCAGAGAGGUUUCGGCGAGGACCUGCCAGAAAUGCCCAGCAGAAACUCGCGGAGGCUGUCAAGAGAGUUCAUCGAGCCUGCAAAACGCUGGAGACUUGACAAGGUCUGGAGGCCCGAGGGCGCCGACCUCGAGGAGCCGCAGCUCUUGCAUCCCGACAGAAGCAAAUCGAGAUCUACAUCGAGAUCAGACACCGAACGUUCCGAACUCGAGGACAGCGUAAAAUCAGAGGAAGAGGGUGGGAAAGAGCAGGACACCAGACCGGCCAGCAGAGGAGACAAGACAUCACAACUAUCUGGACCAUUCCCAUCCAAGAGGCUGGCGGCCAUGCGGUCGGUUACUGCCCCUCCGCAGUUGAGCCUCGAAUCGUCACCUCCGUCCAGAGUUAACAAGGUCCGUAAGAUGGCUGGUAUAUUCGAUCAGACUGCUCGCGACACUGCACCACCUCUUGCACGCCCACUCUCAUCCGCUCUUGUUCCACGACUACCGUCCACACCUGAGUCUCCUCUCUACUCUCCUGACUACCAUAUUCAUGAGGACGUUACGAGUGACGAACAACCAAAUUCGACCCAAAUUAGACCUGUCACCGUCAUGGUAGAAGAAACCAAGGACCCUAGUCUCAGAGAACCUUUGAUCCUUGUCGAGCAAAUAGGUGAUGAGACUGAGCUCAACACGACUGAAGACUCAACUUACUCCAAUCUUCCCAAGCAAGCCGAUGCCACAGUCACCCAGACACUCCUGCCCGAAGAAUCUCAAGAACAGGCACCUCCUCCCCAGCCCUCUCCACAACCUCCCUCUCAACAGCAACAUCCUGGUCCACUCUCCCCCAAAACCCACCUCUACAGCCCUAACAAAAACCUCCCCGCCCUCCUCGUCCGCAAAACUUGCGCACUGUUCUUGGGACCCCCAGCAAACCUUGUAGCUACUAUGCUCAGGAUUGCUGCUAGAUUGGUCGCUAGUGGGGCGCUGAAUCUGGCUGAACCGGCUUUUCACGAUAUGUUUGCUGCUGGCGGUGCUGCGGCUGCUGCGACUGCGGUGGGGAGAAUGAGGGGGCACAGAAGAGUGCCAGGGAGUUGGGAUUUGAGUGAUGACGACGAGGAUUGGGGCUUCUAG